CGUCGACCUGAAGCUUCGCAAUUAAUCUUUUGUUUCCUUGAUACAAUUAUCCCACAUGAUAUCAAUUCGCCAUGUCUAGUCCAGUCAACGCCUUCAAUCUUGAGACUUGUGCUCGUCCCAACAUUCUGGCUCUUGAGCCUUACAGAUGUGCUAGAGACGACUACAAAGACGACGGUACAAACAUUCUUUUGGACGCCAAUGAGAACGCCUAUGGUCCCGGUCUGGCAAUCGACGGUGCCUCGGGCAAGCUGAAGAAUGCUUUGAACGGAGAUGCCAGUGUCGAAGUCGACCUUCUCGGCCUCAAUCGCUACCCCGAUCCUCACCAGCCUGAGCUCAAGCAAUUGCUCUGCAACCUCCGUAACACCAAGACCCACACACAAAAGACCUUGACGCCGGACAACCUCUUCGUCGGUGUUGGCAGCGAUGAAGCCAUUGACGCCCUGAUACGCGCCUUCUGCACCCCUGGUAAGGACAAGAUCCUGACAUGCCCUCCCACAUACGGCAUGUACUCUGUCUCAGCUCAGGUCAACGAUGUCACUGUGGUCAAGGCCCCGCUAGACGUCAACAACGACUUCGCCCUCAAACCAUACCUGAUCAAUGAGAAGCUGUCGGAAGAUGCCACCAUCAAGAUGGUCUACAUUUGCUCACCUGGCAACCCGACCGCCAGUCUGGCACGCAAGGAAGACGUCGAGACCGUUCUCAGACACCCCACAUGGAACGGUAUCGUCGUGCUAGAUGAAGCCUACAUCGACUUCGCCCCCGAUGGCACCUCGCUCGCCGAGUGGGUAAACGACUGGCCCAACCUCGUCGUCAUGCAAACCCUUUCCAAGGCCUUCGGUCUCGCUGGCAUUCGUCUCGGUGCCGCCUUCACAUCACCGCCAAUUGCUCGCCUCCUCAACUCCCUCAAGGCACCCUACAACAUCUCGAACCCCACCUCUCAACUCGCCAUCGCCGCCUUGCAACCAAAGAACCUCGCUGUCAUGCGCAGCAACCGCGACAAGAUCAUCACACAACGCGACCGUAUGCUCAAAGAAAUGCCUUCGAUUUCCGGCAUUGGUCGUUUCCGCGGUGGUGCAGCAAGCAACUUCCUGCUGGUAGAAAUGCUCGACUCUUCCUCCAACCCCUCCAACGAGAUCGCCCUUGCCGUUUACGAACAACUCGCCGAAUCCCGCGGCGUCGUCGUCCGUUUUAGAGGAAAGGAGCCAGGCUGUCUAGGCUGCCUCCGCAUCACCGUCGGCACUGAAGACGAAGUCACCAGAUUCUUGCGCGAAUUGGCAGAGGUGCUUGCGAGUGUGAGAAAAGAUCAAAAUGGUAACGGAUUAGAUGCCGCCGAGCAAAAGACAGAAGACAAAGCCGAGGAACAGGCGAAUGAUGUUAUUGCUUAGGAAGCCGAUCUUUGGACUCUGCAGGCAUGCUCUCUUUUUGCCUAAAAUGUUUUAGAUAUGCGUUUACUGUGAUGGAGAUUCAUGAAUAGCUAGAUCGCUUGCUUGAUUGAAAUUUACAUUCUUUCAUUGCCCUUUUGCAUGGUUGUUGAUGGUGAUGGGGUAUCGGAACAUUCAGUCUUUUCAUGGCGUCUCCCUUCACCGUUUGGAUGGGGGGCUACAUAAUCCAUGCAUUAUGUCAAUCCUGUCAUUGGCAACGGACCACCGUGUUCGAGAUGUGUGCUCGUGAUCCCAGUGCUGUGAGCCCUGCCACCAUCU
This is a messenger RNA of Aureobasidium pullulans EXF-150, 1700 nucleotides long. Its product is annotated as histidinol-phosphate aminotransferase. Bases 72 to 1385 code for a protein of 437 amino acids. Gene Ontology annotation, biological process: L-histidine biosynthetic process. The record is from RefSeq and is a predicted model, not a curated record. Gene Ontology annotation, molecular function: L-histidinol-phosphate:2-oxoglutarate transaminase activity; pyridoxal phosphate binding. The transcript is spliced from 3 exons. NCBI's taxonomy places the organism in Eukaryota, Fungi, Ascomycota, Dothideomycetes, Dothideales, Saccotheciaceae.